CAACGACGACGAUGGCAUUCAUUUUUGUCGAUGGCGUCAUUAGCGCCUUGUUGUUGUUGUUGUUAUUAUUGCCUAAAAACAAGUGGGUUCAAGAUCACGACAACAGUAACAGCAAUAACAACAACAUUCGAUUUGAAUCGACCAAGAAAAAAAAAUGUAAAACUCGAUUCCCUUGAAUCCUAACGCCUACACAACCAGAAAAAAAAUAUUAAACAUUUGUGUGUGUGUGUGUAUGUAAGUGUGAUUUCAACAAAUUUAUGGAGAAAAAAAAUUUGGCAUUAAAAUCACUAAACAUUUAUCGUUACCAGAACCGGAAACAUUCGGAAAAAAAGAAUAAAAACAGGCUGUAAAAAAAAUACCAUCAUAAUCAUCAGCGAUCUAGUUUUUCUUUCUGGACAAGCAGUUAAGAUCAAUGAUCUUUGACCUUUAUGGUUAACAAAAAAAAAAAACUAUCAGGUUUGACAAGAAUGAAAAAAAAACAAACAACAACCAAUGAUGAUCAUCAAAUCAACUUUUAGCAAUGUGGCACAGGUAUAUAAAAAUCCAAAGUUUCCGUUUAAUGAUCAUUUUUCUGGGAAUGAAAAAAAUGUUUCGAACAACUUUAAUCAUUUUGGUAACAACAACGUUGUGGUUUAAUUUAAUUGAAACAAAAUGUUUGCAAAAAAAUACCAAACGAGAAGCAAAUCGUGAUCAAUACAUAUGUCGUAAUCAAUUAUUUGAACCAGGCCGUAAAGUGGCUGAUCCAGAAAAUUGUGAUUGUUAUUAUGAUUGUAAUUAUCGUCAACAACCAUGUUAUAUGUGUUGUCCAAAUGGCCAGAUAUUCAAUCCGAAACAAGGUGAUUGUGUACUACGUUCAUCGUUUGAUUGUAAAAAUCAACCACAUAGAUAUCGUUGUGAAGGACGUGGAUUAUUUGCUAUGCAUGAAAAUUGUCGAAAAUAUUGGGACUGUCGUAGCAAUGACAAUGAUGGUGAACCAAUAGAAGAAUCGUGUCCAGAUAAUUAUCAUUGGAAUGAUUUUCAAAAAAUUUGCCGAAAAGAUUCGGAAAUUCCAUUAAGUAGUCGUACUUGUUCUGAUGUUUAAUUUAUUUACCGACAAAUGCGUUGAAAUACCGCCCACGCACAUCUAUAUUACAGCAAAAUAAAAUUCUUAUGAUU
This is a messenger RNA of Dermatophagoides farinae (American house dust mite), 1155 nucleotides long. RefSeq lists its product as uncharacterized. Gene Ontology annotation, molecular function: chitin binding. The record is from RefSeq and is a predicted model, not a curated record. Gene Ontology annotation, cellular component: extracellular region. NCBI's taxonomy places the organism in Eukaryota, Metazoa, Arthropoda, Arachnida, Sarcoptiformes, Pyroglyphidae.